UGUAGUUGCUGUAAGUCAUGGUAAUGCGCGCAGCAGAAGGAGACAAGCGCUUCGAAAGGAGGACAAAUCUAACCAAUAAAGGGUUUUAAAGGGGAAUCUAUCGCUAAGGAUUCUGCCAUUCACUCGAGAUGCGUCUCUCACGGAAACGCUGGACUAUUUGCACAAUAAGCAUCCUGGUGAUCUUCUACAAGACGAAAGAAAUAACUAGAAGUGAAGAACAUCAGGAAGCUCAAGUCACUGGUGAACUCGGCACUUCAAGACUUAUGGUCAAUAGUUCGGAGAAAAGCAGCAGGAGUGGUGUGCCUUCCUUUUUCCAGCACUCGGUCGAAGGAUGGCGGGUCAAUUCGUCACUAGUUCUCAUGAUAAGGAAGGAUGUCCUGCGUUUCCUGGAUGCUGAGAGGGACGUUUCGGUUGUGAAGAGCAGUUUCAAACCAGGCGACACUAUCCACUACGUCCUCGACAGACGCCGGACGCUCAACGUCUCCCACACGCUUCACAGCCUGCUACCGGACGUCUCUCCACUCAAAAACAAGCGCUUCAGAACGUGCGCGGUUGUGGGCAAUUCCGGUGUGCUUCUCAACAGUGGAUGUGGCAAAGAAAUCGACAGCCAUGACUUUGUGAUACGCUGCAACCUGCCUCCGCUGUCCGAGUUCGCCGAGGACGUUGGGCUGCGGUCCGACUUCACCACCAUGAACCCCUCUGUCAUCCAGAGGGCGUAUGGCGGCCUGAAGAACGCCACGGACACGGAGAGGUUUGUCCAGCGCCUGCGGGGGCUCAACGACAGCGUUCUGUGGAUCCCGGCCUUCAUGGUGAAGGGAGGAGAGAGGCACGUGGAGAGUGUCAACGAGCUAAUCGUCAAGAGGAAGCUGAGGGUGAGGACGGCCUACCCGUCACUGAGGCUCAUCCACGUGGUGAGAGGGUACUGGCUGACUAACAAGAUCAAUAUCAAACGGCCCAGCACCGGAUUGUUGAUGUACACUUUGGCCACGCGCUUCUGCGACGAGAUUCACUUGUAUGGAUUCUGGCCCUUUCCGCGGGACGCAAAUGGAAAUAUGGUGAAGUACCAUUACUACGACAUGCUCAAGUAUCGAUACUUCUCCAACGCAAGCCCUCACAGGAUGCCACUUGAGUUCAAAACGCUGAAAAUGCUGCACAGCAAAGGAGCUCUGAAGUUGACGACUUCGAAGUGCGAAUCUUAAAGUGCUCUUCCUCGACAGAGUGCCAGUUCGUGACAUACACUGACACUUUGUUUGCGUUGCUAGAAAGCACACAAGGCUGUAAGACUGCUGAGUUGAUUAUGAAUAAUUGCAAAAGUAGUAAGUAAAAGUGAGCGUGCCUUUUUUUAAACUAACAAUGUAAAGGUACAAAACAAAGAAUGUAAUUGAAAAAGGAUUAGUCUAUCUAAAUGUCAGGUUUGGCAUUGUAAGCAUCAUGGCUGAGAAAUCAGGAAAUCAAUCCUUUGGAUGGAGCAUCAGAGACAACCAGAUUGAUUACAAUACCAUGGAUUUCUACAUUGGUCAUUACAGUAGUUGUCUAGUAGACAAAGCACAAAGACCAACUGCUAAAAGCAGCGGUGGACGCGGUGUGUUAGCGAUCACCUGCUGGGUGUCGACCAAUGGUUAGGAUUCAACAUGCGGAAUCGUCAGAAAAUGACAGUCCAAGGGGAUAUUCUGGUCAGAGGUAAUAGGACGGCCCCCAGCAAACAUUAACCCCAUUGGCCACAUGUGGGUAUUCGAUGGGCAAGCCCACGUCUGCCCGAAACGGGCUAGCCCACAACAAGUCCACAUCAGCUCAACACAGGCCAGCCCAACGCAGGGCUUUCCCACACCAGCCCAACGCAGGGCUUUCCCACACCAGCCCAACGCAGGGCUUUCCCACACCAGCCCAACGCAGGGCUUUCCCACACCAGCCCAACGCAGGACUAGCCCAUACCAGUCCACCUGAUCUUGGACACUGCCAAUGAGGAAGUUUUUAAAAUAAAAACUUAAAUGAGUGACAUGAGAAACUUGUGUUUCUGAUGUAAUGUAGCAAGGUCCCUAAAUACCUUUUUAAGGCUUGAAAAUUAUCAAAUGUAUGCAUUGAGUUGAAUUGUAAUAAAUAUAUAAUACAUAAAUAAAUGAACAUUUAAAUUAUAGAAUAAACUGAUAAAUUGGCAUAGGACCAAUACCAUGAGCUCAUAAUGGGCAGCUGAUCCAAAGGGAAUGCUUAUUUCAGGCUAAGUGAGGGUUGCCUUCACCAGAUAUGGUCUGCCCGUAAUGGGCCACACUGGGCCAAUGCCUUGGGAGCCAGCAAAGGUGUAUCCGCCCAAUGUGGGCAGCCAACAUGGGGCCAAUAUUUUUGCCCACAUCAUGCCAAUGUGGGCAUGUUCGCUGGGCCACCGCUGGUUUCAACCGUUUUCGUCGUCAUGGCGUGUUUUGUCAGUAGGAAAAAGCAGAGAAUACAGGUUAUGCUCAGUAAAUUAGAUUUUGGGAUAUAUAAAAAAAAAAAGAAUGUGCCCAGGGAAGUUGAUUCCAAAGAUCCCA
This is a messenger RNA of Oncorhynchus tshawytscha (Chinook salmon), 2522 nucleotides long. It is a transcript of the gene st8sia4, whose product is annotated as ST8 alpha-N-acetyl-neuraminide alpha-2,8-sialyltransferase 4. NCBI's taxonomy places the organism in Eukaryota, Metazoa, Chordata, Actinopteri, Salmoniformes, Salmonidae. The transcript has 5 exons. The coding region runs from base 129 to 1199 and encodes 356 amino acids. The record is from RefSeq and is a predicted model, not a curated record. Gene Ontology annotation, biological process: N-glycan processing; oligosaccharide metabolic process. Gene Ontology annotation, molecular function: alpha-N-acetylneuraminate alpha-2,8-sialyltransferase activity.